GCGCAAUCGGUGUACACUGGUCUGUUCUCCGACUUGUGCGUCAAUACUGCUCUUGUGACAAUGUAUGCAGCCUGUGAUUUUUUGGAUCAUGCACGACAAGUGUUUGAAGAAUCAAUCCAUUAUGAUGCUUCGUUGUGGAAUUCUAUCAUAUCGGCUUACUCUCGCCAUGGUCUUUGGGAUGAAAGCUUUCAUCUAUUUUCAGAAAUGCUGGUGCAAGGUUUGAGGCCCAAUGAGCGAACUUAUGGAAGUCUGAUUGGUGCUUUUGCUUCGGUAGGGGAUCUGAAAUUUGGGAAAGGAAUGCAUGGGUUUGCUAUCAAACAAGGGCUUAACUUGGAUUCAACAAUGGGGAAUACUCUCAUUACAUUGUAUUCAAAAUCUCGAAUUUUGGAAGAGGCAAUUAGAGUGUUUAAUAACAUGGCCCGAGAAAAUACGGUGACAUGGAAUGCAAUGAUUUCAGGGUAUGAACGAAAUGGAUUUGACACAGGUGCUUUAGAUGUGUUUCGUGAUAUGCAGGUAGAAGGGGUCGAACCCAAUAGGGUAACAAUGCUGAGUGUUCUCAGUGUGGUGGCUUCUCUUAGAGUCUUGAACCAGGGCAUGGAGCUCCAUGGCUGGCUUAUUAAGUCUGGGCUUGAAGAGGAUGUGUCGAUUUCAAAUUCCAUCAUUACAAUGUAUGCCAAAUGUAGUGAUCUUUCAAGAGCCAAGAAGGUAUUCAAAAGCAUGCCUAGCCAUGACAUUGUUUCAUGGAAUGCAAUGCUAUCUGGGCACUUGCAAAAUAAGCAAACUGAGGAUUCUUUCAAUCUCUUUUAUGAAUUGAUUUUUUCUGGUAUUUCGCCUGACAAAGCCAGUUUAAACAUUAUGCUCAGUGCAUCUUCUGCAUCAGCAUCCUUAGGAAGUGGUAGAGAGAUACAUGCAUAUCUCUUAAAGAAUUUUUGUGAAGUAGAUGUUUCGACCUACAAUGGCCUUAUGACCAUGUAUGCCAACUGUGGCAGACCACUCUUUGCCAAGAUAGUGUUUGAAAAGAUGGGCAGAAGAGACUUGUGCUCAUGGAAUGCGAUGCUGGAUGGGUAUUCAAGCAAUGAAUAUCCCCACGAUGCCAAUAGACUAUUUAUGGACAUGCACAGACACAGGAUCGAAUUGGAUGAUCUAACGCUUUCGAUACUCCUUACUACAUGUGGAAAAUCCACGGCUCUUGAAUUAGGCAAACAAUUUCAUGGAUUCAUCUUUAAGACAAAACUCCAAUCUUCUCGAUCAAUUCAGAAUGCUCUAAUAUCAAUGUAUGGAAAAUGUGGAAGCAUAAGUGAUGCAGAGACCAUAUUCCUUAAAAUGAUAGAGAGAGAUGUUUUCUCAUGGACUGCUAUGAUCACCGAGUAUGCCCAUUAUGGUAGGGGUCUUGAAGCCCUCAGAUUAUUUGAGGAAAUGAGAUUCAAUGGCAUUGAGCCAAAUUCCAUUACUUUUCUUGGUGUACUUACUGGUUGUGCCCAUGCUGGCCUGCUCCAGGAAGGCAGCCAUUGUUUCAAAUCUAUGAUCCUAGAUUACCACAUGACACCUCAAAAGGAACACUAUGCCUGUAUCGUUGAUCUUCUUGGGCGUGCAGGCCAGCUUUACAAAGCCAGGGAUUUCAUCAAGACUGCUCCUUUAGAGAGCCAAAGUUGCCUAUGGAAAGUUUUACUUGGAGCAUGCCAUGUUCAUAAAGAAUUGGAGCUUGGAGUUCAUGCUGCGAAGAUUGUCCUAGAGUUGGAACCCAGUGAUGAGACAGCAUAUGUGUUACUCUAUAACAUGUAUGCUUCGUGUGGGAAGUGGGAACAUGCAGUGCAAGUGAGGAGAGAGAUGAAAAGCAGGGGCUUAAAGAAGGAAUUUGGGUGCAGUUGGAUUGAAAUCAAUAACCACAAGCACGAAUUUGUUGCAGGGGAUGUUUUUCACCCUCUGAUAAAGAAGAUUCGUGCAAAGUUGCAGGACUUGGAUGUGAGAAUUAGUGAAUUGGGUUAUGUUCCUCUAACAGAACUCGUUUUGCAUGAUGUGGACGAGGUGCAAAAGGAAGCUAUUAUCCAAAAUCACAGUGAAAAGCUUGCAGUCUCUUUUGGGCUUUUGAGUAGCCCACUUGGUAAGCCAAUUAGGGUCAUCAAGAACCUACGAAUAUGUGGAGAUUGUCAUAACUGGAUGAAAUUGGUUUCCUUGAUUGAAACAAGGGAAAUUGUUUUGAGGGACUCGAGGCGUUUUCAUUGCUUUAGAGAAGGGACUUGCUCAUGUUCUGAUUAUUGGUAGGUGGGAUGAGUUACAUUCUAUUAAGAUUUAUCAUUGACCAGGAAGGAAAAUCCUUGACACUAAUCAUGGUUUUGAAUUAUUGUAGUCCACAUAAUUAUAGAAGAAGAGAUUGUGAAUACCUCAUUGUGUAGUUUAUGUUUAUCAGGUAAAAAAUGAUAAAUUGUUCAGUUCUGGA
Messenger RNA from Amborella trichopoda, 2437 nucleotides. Its product is annotated as pentatricopeptide repeat-containing protein At2g27610. The record is from RefSeq and is a predicted model, not a curated record. Gene Ontology annotation, molecular function: RNA binding; protein binding; zinc ion binding. Lineage: Eukaryota; Viridiplantae; Streptophyta; Magnoliopsida; Amborellales; Amborellaceae. Gene Ontology annotation, biological process: RNA modification.